UCUUUUUCCUUACAUAAAAUCUAAAAGAUCUACAGUAGAUACAGUGUUUCGUACUACAAUGAUAAAAACAAUCUUUCAAAGAGAUGUUACAAGAAGUGCUCUUAAAAUUAUGGGAAGGUCUAAUCAAAAACGAAGGCUCGCAACCCACCCAAAAAGGCACCCUGUAUUCGUAAGACCUACGAUAGACUUCACUCAAGAAGAAACGAUUCUACAGAACCUCAUUCCACAAAUUCGAGAAGACAUUCUGAAUGAAUCUUUAGUUUACCAGAAGAACAUGCCAACAGUUAGAGGACAUGUCGAAAACCUUAUUAAUGAUACAGUCGGAGAUCUUAAGCCAAAAUUUCUCAACUGUGCUUUAAUAGCGAUAUACGCCUACAAGUAUUUUAAACAGGAUCACACCGAAGAAGAGUUGGUCAAGGCUGGGAUUUUGGGCUGGUGCUACAAAUUGCAAGACCUCGCCAUGAUUAUCGUUGAUGACAUACUGGAUGAAUCAAAAAUUCGUUACAAUAAACCUCCCUUGUAUAGGGUAGUGGGAAUAAAACAAGCUAUCCUAGACUCUAUAAUUUUAGAAUCAGCCGCUAACUUCCUAGUUUUAAAAUAUUUUUCUGAUCACAAGCAUUUAGUUAAAAUCCAAAAGGAUCUCAUCCUAAACAUAGCGACAACUACGAUUUCACAGAAACAAGAGCUGUCAAAGUAUGAAAUAGACGAAUUGGAAGUUUUUGAAAAUUUGAUUAAGUCUUUUCCGCUUUUAAUACAUGCUGUUACAUCUGCGGUGUAUUUGGCUGGUAUCGAUGAUCCAAAGAUCCAAUCCAUAGUGAAGAAGUUUUGCGUGGAUAUUGCUAUAUUUGGAAAAAGAUAUGAUGAUUUUACAGUAUUUCUAGACCCAAAAACUAUUGGGGAAAAGGACAACACAGAUAUCGUUAGUUUUAAGAUAACAUGGAUGGCCAUCCAAGUCUCCAAAAUGGGAAGCCCCCAACAGAAAAAGACUUUUAUGAAACACUACGGUCACUCAGAUCCUGAAUCAGUUGCUAUCAUUUUUGAUAUAUACAGGGAACUCAAUUUAGUUGAACAUUUCGAUAAAUAUAUGAUGGAAUUUUACGACGACAUGCUUACACAAAUUCAGAACUUGCCUCCUCAACUGCCAAAAGAAUUUUUCUAUAAUAUACUAGACUGUGCUGUAGCAAAUAAGAUGUAUGCUUAAUAAAUUUAAAUUAUGUUGAA
This is a messenger RNA of Diabrotica virgifera virgifera (western corn rootworm), 1221 nucleotides long. RefSeq names its product farnesyl pyrophosphate synthase-like. Lineage: Eukaryota; Metazoa; Arthropoda; Insecta; Coleoptera; Chrysomelidae. Gene Ontology annotation, molecular function: (2E,6E)-farnesyl diphosphate synthase activity; dimethylallyltranstransferase activity. The transcript has 4 exons. The record is from RefSeq and is a predicted model, not a curated record. Gene Ontology annotation, cellular component: cytoplasm. Gene Ontology annotation, biological process: trans, trans-farnesyl diphosphate biosynthetic process. The coding region runs from base 59 to 1201 and encodes 380 amino acids.